This is a messenger RNA of Closterium sp. NIES-67, 604 nucleotides long. The record is from the annotation of a GenBank genome assembly. Lineage: Eukaryota; Viridiplantae; Streptophyta; Zygnematophyceae; Desmidiales; Closteriaceae.
UUGUCUCCCAGGCCACUUUUUACUGCUUCUCAGCACUUAUCGCCAAUAAUCAGCACGCUCCAGUUUGAGCCCUCCUGUCCUCUGAAUCCCCUCCAAUCUCUCUUCACCGCUCUGCACCUCUUCAAUCUCUACAGAAGACACUCCUGAGGAGGAAGCUGUUCACCUUGCCUCUUUCGCAGGAAUGCCCACAGAAUCAGCAGCAGCAGCAGCAGCAGCAGCAGCAGCAGCAGCAGCAGCGACAACAGCAACAGCAGCAGCAGCAGCAGCAGCAGCGACAACAGCAGCAGCAGCAGCAGCAGCAGCAGCAGCAGCAGCAGCAGCGACAACAGCAACAGCAGCAGCAGCAGCAGCAGCAGCGACAACAGCAGCAGCAGCAGCAGCAGCAGCGACAACAGCAACAGCAGCAGCAGCAGCAGCAGCAGUAGGAGGAGACAGCAGCAGGAACUUAGCAGAAGUGGCAUUGAUGGGGGCAGGAGCAGCCAAAGGGCUACAGGGGAUAGGAUAUCGAGAGAUAUUUCUUGCCUUUGAGGCCACGUGUGUUUCCUUCUCAUUGCGCUGUUGCCAUUUGCUCUCUUGGUCGAAUAAAGAAACCCAUUGAAAUCAA